Molecule: messenger RNA, 2022 nt
Organism: Macroventuria anomochaeta
Lineage: Eukaryota; Fungi; Ascomycota; Dothideomycetes; Pleosporales; Didymellaceae
Product: glycoside hydrolase family 5 protein
Exons: 1
Coding region: 201-1832 (543 amino acids)
Biological process (GO): glucan catabolic process
Cellular component (GO): cell surface; extracellular region
Molecular function (GO): glucan endo-1,6-beta-glucosidase activity
Source: RefSeq, a predicted model, not a curated record
CACCUGCGAAACCUCGACUUCAACAUUCCUAACACUCCCACGUUGUCUACUCGUUACACCUUCAUCAUCGAUUGACGCAGUCAGAACGUCUUCUUCCUAGCACCUAUCUGCAUGUGAGAGACACGGUUGCACGAACUGCAUUCCUCGCGUGUCCUGCUGACUUGGUCCUUCAAGAUCCUACGCACAACACCUCAGGGAUUAUGAAAGGCUUCUUACAAAAAGCCAAGGCUGAGUGGAAGGACCGCUCUCAGCGGGAAGAGCCAGGCCAGCACCAGCAACAUCAAGAACAUCACCAGCCACACGGCCCACCAAGUCACUGUCCGCCCGCAGGGCAUCAAAAUCAUGGCGGCAUCAAUGAGCCCACAGCUCUCGACAUAUUGCGAUACCGUUACCACUACGGUACCAACCUGGGUUCUGUAUAUGUGAUCGAGAGGUGGCUACAGCCAUCUCGGUUCCCUGAUGGCGCUGAAGGGUCGAGUGAGCUUGCAGCGGUCGUAGCAUGGGUCGAUAGAGAAGGCAUAGAUUGCGCUAGACGGAAGUUCGAACAACACUGGUCCAGCAUCGUGACGGAUGCAGCAAUCGGGUGGUUGGUCAAUGAGGCGAAGUGCACAACCAUUCGUCUGCCCAUCGGCUACUACGACUUGCCCGGUCCUGAGUUCACUCGGGGAACACCGUUUGAACCCUACGCUCAAGUGUAUUGUGGAGCAUGGAACAGUAUCCGCAGUCUCAUUUACCGCCUACGCGAGCGCUCGAUCGGUGUUAUGCUCGAUCUUCAUGCACUUCCUGGUGGUGCAAAUGCACAAGAACACUCUGGUACAAACAGUGGCCGCGCAGAGUUCUGGCAUUCAGACUUCAACCGUGCUUUGGGCAUACGUUGCGCUCAAUUUAUCGCCCACGAAGCUAGAUCUGGACUCGGUAUAGCUGGCAUCCAGCUCGUCAACGAAGCCGAAUGGGAGUCUCAUCGAAUGUAUGAAUGGUAUGACGAGGCCGUCGCCGCUGUAUCCGCCAUUGAUCCGAGUAUUCCUGUUGUUAUCUCCGACGGAUGGAAUCUCGACAAAGCGGUUGAGUAUUCGCUUCGGACGAAUUCAGUCUACGCUGAACAUCCAAAGACUCCGGUCGUUGUCGACACGCACUUCUACUGGGCAUUCACGGACGCCGAUAAACAGAAGUCGCCUCAACAGAUCAUCCAAGAGGUUGGCACCAAGUUGGGUCAGCUUGAUGGCAAGGAGGGCUCAGUCAUCGAUCGUGGCGCUAUCCAGACCAUUGUCGGAGAGUACUCCUGCGUUUUGACCGAGGAUUCUUGGGCAAAAGGUGGUGGAGUGCCAAAAGAAGAGCUUGUGAAAAAAUUUGGUGAAGCGCAGAGCAGGCGAUACCAGCAGCGUGCCGGUGGAAGUUACUUCUGGACUUGGAAGAUGGACUGGAUGCCUGGCGGAGAAUGGGGUUUCAAAGCUCAGACUGAUGCGAAAAACAUUGUGCCUCCUCAACAUGCUAUCUUGGGAUCAGGUGAGAAAGCGAGACGCCUAGACAGGGCGAAGUCAGAACAGGACGGACGCAAGCAACAGGCGUUCCAACAACACGUAAACUACUGGAACCAAGUUGACCCGAACGGCACGUAUGAGCACGAAAAGUAUGAGUACGGCUGGCAUGUAGGCUACUCGGACGCAAUGGCUUUCUUCGAGGGUCGCGAUACGCAAGGCGACAGGAUUGGUAUGUUGGAGUUGUGGGUGCUCAAAAGGAUUAGAGAGAGUGGGUACAGAGGCGGCUUCACGUGGUUGUUUGAACAAGGACUUCGGAAAGGUGUCAGCGACUUUUACAGCGCGAUUGGCAUCUGAUUCUCGGCCCAUUGAUAAGUCAUCUAUGUUGCUGCUCGGGUCCAUGUCCAAGACGAUCAGAUCAAAUUCCUUGGCUGGAAUGCGCCUAAAACGACCUCACCUCAUACAUCGCCAGUCACGAGUAAACCCUCAAAAUCAACAGUCAACGUCGCCAUGGCUAGACAUAGGAUUGCAGUGACAGAUAUUCGUG